UUGUUCUCCCUGGGACGAUAGACCGGUCGCACAUUCGCGUACGCAGCCAUCCUUUGCACCAAGUUUUCUUGUCCGCUGUCUGUGCACGCGUUCUUAUUUUCAACACCGACACCAGAUCAAGUCUGGGUUUCGCUGUUCAGUGAACGUUCCGCCAACGGCUUGUUCUCAACGGCGAUUCGACCUGCUCUGGCUCUUCUAAUCUCACCAAUGCCUUGUUCUGCCACUGUCGCGCAGCGAUUGACGAUGUCUGGCACUACAGGUUGCUGCAUUGAUGGAGUACCCGCCCUUGGUUGACAUUGUCAAGGACCAAUGGCCAGCGGACGUAAUCGCACGAGCACAGGAGCUGCAGGCUGAGAUCGGCAGCGUCGGCGCAUACUCUCAUAGCAAGGGUAUCCCGCUCAUCCGGAAACACGUCGCGCAGUUCAUUUCAGAACGCGACGGGUAUCCGAGCGACCCAGAAGACAUCUUCCUCACCGCCGGCGCAUCCGCGGGCGUCGCCCUUCUCCUUAACACGCUCAUCACGCCGCACAAGACCGGCAUCCUCAUCCCUAUCCCGCAAUACCCACUCUACACCGCGACGCUCGCACAGUUCAAUGGCGUCGCGGUCCCGUACCACCUCUCCGAGAUCGACGGCUGGUCAACCUCGCUCGACGAGAUUCGUGCAGCGCUGAAAAAGGCCGAAAUCUCCAGUUCAGACAUCACCCCUCGCGCCCUCGUCGUGAUCAACCCGGGCAAUCCGACCGGCGCGCUGCUCGACCAGAAGACGAUGGACGAGCUCGUUCAGCUCUGCGAGGAGCACUCGCUCGUGCUGCUCGCAGACGAAGUCUACCAGGCGAACCUGCACCGGCCCGCAGAGCACCCAUUCCACUCGUUCAAACAGACCGUGCGCCGACUCAACUCGCCCGUCCCGCUCAUCUCCUUCCACUCCAUCUCGAAGGGCGUCUUCGGUGAGUGCGGUCGGCGCGGUGGGUACUUCGAGUGCUGCAACAUCCCCGCGGACGUGCGCGCGCUGCUCUACAAGAUGGUCUCCGUCGGCCUGUGCCCGCCGCUCUCUGGCCAGGUCGGCGUCGACUGCCUGGUGCGGCCGCCGAAGGACGGCGAGCCGAGCCAUGCGCUGUGGAAGCGCGAGACGGACAGCAUUCACGCGGCACUCGCGCAGCGCACGCAGCUCAUGGCUGCGCGGCUGAAUGCGCUCCCCGGCGUGUCGUGCGUGAACUCACCCGGGGCGCUCUACCUCUACCCGAAGCUCGAGCUCCCACAGGGCGCGGUCGAGGCGGCGCGGAAGCUCGGGAAGGAGGCGGAUACGCUGUACGCGCUCGAACUGCUGGAGGAGACGGGCAUCUGCGUCGUGCCCGGCUCGGGCUUUGGCCAGAAGGAGGGCGAGCACCAUUAUCGGCUGACGUGCCUGUGUCCGGGCGUGGAGGAGUAUGUGGGGAUGUUGGAGAAGUUCCAUCUGGGCUUCCUGAAGAGGUAUGGGGACGCGUGAAGGUGCAGUUUGCACGUCUUGUCGGAGAGUGUUUGUGGACCAAUUGUUAGAGCUCUGGGGACAGUCCUAGACGGUCGUUGCAGUGCGCUUCUUGUGUACGCGAACCUCCACUUCCCAGACGGCCGGUGGUGAUGGCCAAAUGGUAAAACAAGUACUCAUGUUGAGCAAGGCAAUGCGCGGUGUACUGAGCUAUGUCAGUGGAUGCGAGGCUACCGGCUAUGCCUUAUAUGCUGUUGGAUCGUCUGCCG
Molecule: messenger RNA, 1734 nt
Organism: Rhodofomes roseus
Lineage: Eukaryota; Fungi; Basidiomycota; Agaricomycetes; Polyporales; Fomitopsidaceae
Product: transaminase
Exons: 2
Coding region: 272-1486 (404 amino acids)
Biological process (GO): biosynthetic process
Molecular function (GO): pyridoxal phosphate binding; L-alanine:2-oxoglutarate transaminase activity
Source: RefSeq, a predicted model, not a curated record